Gossypium raimondii (Peruvian cotton) is the source of this 1045-nucleotide messenger RNA. Its product is annotated as small ribosomal subunit protein S13, mitochondrial. The coding region runs from base 114 to 581 and encodes 155 amino acids. NCBI's taxonomy places the organism in Eukaryota, Viridiplantae, Streptophyta, Magnoliopsida, Malvales, Malvaceae. Gene Ontology annotation, biological process: translation. Gene Ontology annotation, molecular function: structural constituent of ribosome; RNA binding. Gene Ontology annotation, cellular component: mitochondrion; small ribosomal subunit; ribosome. The transcript has 4 exons. The record is from RefSeq and is a predicted model, not a curated record.
GCUCUUUGAACUCCGAAAGUCCUGAAUGAUAAACAAAACCCUUGCAAAAAUCCCUCUUACCAAAGUUGCAGGCUCUGAUUCUCGUCAAAUCUAUACUCUUUCAGCGUUUAAGAAUGUUGGGGUUACGGUGUUCUGUCGGAACACUAUCUGGUGUCGGUCAUCGCCUCCUUCAAACCACGACGUUUCAUGGAAUAAGAGUACAAGGCAUUCGUGUGGGAAGUGCUGAAAUUCCAGACCACAAGCGCAUUGCAGUGUCUCUACAGAGCAUCUAUGGAAUUGGUCGUAGCAGAGCUCGCCAGAUCUUAAGCGAGCUCAAUAUAGAUAACAAACUCACUAGGGAAUUGACCGGAAGAGAACUCAUGGCUCUUCGCGAGCAUGUCUCUUCCACAUACGUCAUUGGAGAAGAUUUGAGGCGAUGCAUCAAUGCGGACAUAACCAGAUUGAAAGGUCUUCAAUGCUACAAAGGGAUCCGGCACGAGGAUAAAUUGCCUUGCCGAGGACAGCGCACAAAAACCAAUUCCCGGACUGCAAAGAAGGGAAUAACUGCUGUUUCAGAAAGACACAGAGCUUCUUAUGCUUAGGUUCGGCAUGCAUGCGCUACUGUAUAACCCGCAUUGAGCACCUAGAGUCUGAAACUCCCCCCGAUUUUAAUUCCAAAGACCCAUUUAUUUAUAUCGAUUGGCCAAGAUGAAGUUUGUUGCUAUGGAAGCUGCGAAUCAAAGAUAUAAACUGGCCUGUUUGAGCUGAUCUUUUGCAGACGCAAACAGUUGAAUAAUGCCCUUUAUCAUCAGUUCAAUUGCUGGGAAAUCUAAAGAGCACAGAUUACUUAAAAGGUAUAUUUGAUGAAAGUGAGACAACCCUACUGAGGCGAAGAUUGGUUACUCCAAUAAAAGAUGCAUACACGAAGAUUUAAGCCUGGUUUCCUUACAAAAAUGUUACGGCUUCUCUAUGGUAUCACGUAGUGAGCUCACUAAAAAACAAUUUUUUUUUCCUAAUUUUUAAUUUUCAACUUUAUUAUUAAUAAAUUAUUAAUUGUUAGAAUAAA